Molecule: messenger RNA, 3495 nt
Organism: Eurypyga helias (sunbittern)
Lineage: Eukaryota; Metazoa; Chordata; Aves; Eurypygiformes; Eurypygidae
Gene: INSR
Product: insulin receptor
Exons: 18
Biological process (GO): positive regulation of phosphatidylinositol 3-kinase/protein kinase B signal transduction; multicellular organism development; cell surface receptor protein tyrosine kinase signaling pathway
Cellular component (GO): insulin receptor complex; axon; membrane
Molecular function (GO): insulin receptor activity; ATP binding; insulin receptor substrate binding
Source: RefSeq, a predicted model, not a curated record
CUUGCACUGCACACCCUGCGCAGGGCCCUGUCCGAAGGUUUGCGACUACGGGAAGGAGAAGACGAUAGAUUCGGUGACAUCGGCACAGGAGCUCCGUGGCUGCACAGUUGUUAAUGGAAGCUUGGUUAUAAAUAUCCGUGGAGGAAAUAACAUAGCAGCUGAGCUAGAAGCGAAUCUUGGCUUGAUAGAAGAAAUCUCAGGUUACCUAAAAAUCCGCCGGUCUUACGCCUUGGUUUCUCUUUCUUUUUUUCGUAAACUGCAUCUGAUUAGAGGAGAAACACUAGAAGCUGGGAAUUAUUCAUUUUACGCCUUGGACAACCAGAAUCUUCGCCAACUCUGGGACUGGGGUAAACACAACCUCACUAUUGCACGAGGCAAACUUUUCUUCCACUACAAUCCCAAACUGUGCUUGUCGGAAAUCCACAAGAUGGAGGAGAUUUCUGGGACUAAGGGGCGUCAGGAAAGGAACGACAUAGCCCUGAAGACGAACGGUGAUCAAGCUUCAUGUGAAAAUGAAUUGCUGAAAUUUUCUUCCAUUAGAACUUCUCAUGACAAGAUCCUGUUGAAGUGGGAGCCGUACUGGCCUCCCGAUUUCCGUGAUCUCCUGGGAUUUAUGCUUUUUUACAAAGAAGCUCCAUACCAGAAUGUGACGGAGUUUGAUGGCCAAGAUGCCUGUGGGUCAAAUAGCUGGACAGUCGUAGACGUUGACCCACCUCCACGCUCAAACGAGCCCAAAGCCCAGGCCCAGCCAGGCUGGCUCCUGAGGGGCUUGAAGCCGUGGACGCAGUACGCUGUGUUUGUGAAAACUCUGGUCACCUUCUCAGAUGAGCGAAGGACAUACGGAGCAAAGAGUGAAAUCAUCUACGUCCAGACCAACGCUACUGUUCCGUCAGUCCCAUUAGAUCCCAUAUCUGUUUCCAACUCUUCGUCCCAAAUCAUUCUGAAGUGGAAGCCACCCUCGGAGCCCAACGGAAACAUCACGCACUACCUGGUGUUCUGGCAGCAGCAGGCAGAAGACAGUGAGCUGUACGAACUUGAUUACUGCUUAAAAGGAUUAAAACUGCCCUCAAGGACGUGGUCUCCGCCUUUUGAAUCCGAAGACCCUCAGAAGUACAAUCAAAGUGAAAAUGAGGAUGUCAGUGGAGAAUGUUGCUCCUGUCCCAAAACCGAUUCCCAAAUACAGAAGGAGCUGGAAGAGUCUGCAUUCCGCAAGACAUUUGAGAACUACCUUCACAAUGAGGUUUUUGUCCCCAGGCCAUCAAGAAAACGAAGAGACCUCGGCUCUGUGGCAAAUGCCACUGUGGUGAUACCCACCAUCGCAUCCUCUCCAAACUAUUCUGCAGCAGCACCUGAGAACGCAGAGGAGCAGAAACCUUUUGAAAAAGUGAAGUCUAAGGAGUCUUUGGUGAUCUCGGGCCUGCGGCAUUUCACCGGCUAUCGCAUUGAGCUCCAUGCUUGUAACCAUGAUGCCCAGGAAUCCCGAUGCAGUGUCGCAGCUUACGUCAGCGCCAGGACCAUGCCGGAAGCUAAGGCUGAUGACAUCGUUGGUCCAGUUACCCAUGAGCUGGUUGAAAAAAAUGCCGUGCAUUUGAAGUGGCAGGAGCCGAAGGAGCCAAACGGUCUCAUUGUGCUGUAUGAAGUGAAUUACGGGCGUCUCGGGGAGACAGAGGAAGCUCACUACUGCGUUUCCCGUAAGCAUUUUGCCAGCGAGCAGGGCUGUAAACUCCGUGGACUGCAGCCUGGAAACUACAGUGUCCGUAUAAGAGCUACGUCACUGGCUGGAAACGGCUCGUGGACAGAACCUACCUAUUUUUAUGUCGCCGAUUAUUUGAAUGCUCAGCCUAAUAUUGCUGUUAUAAUUGUCCCGAUUAUUUUUGCCAUCAUAAUUGCUGGCAUUAUUGGAGCUGCUUACGUGCUUGUGAAAAAGAGACAAACCGAAGGACCAACUGGGCCGCUCUAUGCAUCCUCUAACCCUGAGUAUCUCAGCGCCAGCGACGUCUAUGUCCCCGAUGAAUGGGAGGUCCCACGAGACAAGAUCACUCUCCUCCGAGAGCUGGGACAGGGCUCCUUCGGCAUGGUGUACGAAGGAAUCGCCAAGGACAUAGUGAAGGGAGAGCCGGAGACUCGCGUAGCUGUGAAAACGGUUAACGAAUCGGCCAGCCUCCGCGAGCGCAUCGAGUUCUUAAACGAAGCUUCUGUGAUGAAAGGGUUCAGCUGCCAUCAUGUGGUUCGCCUCCUCGGGGUGGUCUCAAAAGGGCAACCUACUCUGGUGGUCAUGGAGCUAAUGGCACAUGGAGACUUGAAAAGUUACCUUCGCUCUUUGAGACCCGAUGCUGAGAACAACCCUGGUCGUCCGCCCCCGACCCUGAGAGAAAUGAUCCAGAUGGCUGCCGAGAUUGCCGAUGGCAUGGCCUACCUGAACGCCAAGAAGUUUGUUCACAGGGAUCUCGCGGCUCGGAACUGUAUGGUUGCAGAAGACUUCACUGUAAAGAUUGGAGACUUUGGCAUGACCAGAGAUAUCUAUGAGACGGAUUAUUACCGCAAAGGAGGCAAAGGACUGCUGCCUGUGCGGUGGAUGGCACCCGAGUCACUAAAGGAUGGUGUUUUCACUACUUAUUCCGAUGUGUGGUCGUUCGGUGUUGUCCUCUGGGAAAUAAGCAGUUUGGCAGAGCAGCCGUACCAGGGACUCUCCAACGAACAGGUGCUAAAGUUUGUGAUGGAUGGAGGAUACCUGGAUCAGCCGGACAACUGCCCAGAGAGGCUGCACAGCCUGAUGCAGAUGUGUUGGCAGUACAACCCUAAGAUGCGCCCCACCUUCAUCGAGAUCAUCGAGAUGCUGAAGGAGGACUUGCACCCCAGCUUCCACGAGGUCUCGUUCUUCUACAGCGAGGAGAACAAGCCUCUGGAAACGGAGGAGUACGAGAUGGACUUUGAGAACAUGGAGAGCAUUCCCCUCGAUCCCUCCUCGUACUCGCAGAGGGACAAAGUCCUGGGGCGGGACAAUGGACCCUCCAUGGCCCUCAAGGGGAACUACGAGGAGCACAUACCUUACACUCACAUGAACGGUGGCAAGAAAAACGGGCGGAUUCUCUCCAUGCCCAGGUCAAGUCCUUCCUAACGUUUCCUGCUUGGCCCAAGGGUUGUGUCCGCUUUUCCCCCCACCCCCCAGAUCUCAGGACUCUCGUUGCUGCCACAGUGUAUGACACACAUCGACAGACUCUUCAGAUUUUUAAUCAUCUUAUGAUUAAUACCUUUCUUUUGCCAAGUUGACUGGUUGUCAGUGGACUUAUCUGUGAACAUAAAUGGAAGAGGUUUCCAUGGCUGCUGUCCCUUCCGUAACCAUGGUUUCAAAACAGGAAGCGACCCUGUAAGUUAAACCGAAGGAGAAGCAUCCACGUUUGCCAACAGAAGACGUGAAGUUUGCUGGUAUCUGAGCUACAGCCUAACGGUGCGGAACAGAACCUCUGCAGGACAAAAGCAUUUCCAGUAGAAUUC